Molecule: messenger RNA, 2697 nt
Organism: Syngnathus acus (greater pipefish)
Lineage: Eukaryota; Metazoa; Chordata; Actinopteri; Syngnathiformes; Syngnathidae
Gene: edem1
Product: ER degradation enhancer, mannosidase alpha-like 1
Exons: 11
Coding region: 197-2086 (629 amino acids)
Biological process (GO): endoplasmic reticulum mannose trimming; carbohydrate metabolic process; mannose trimming involved in glycoprotein ERAD pathway
Cellular component (GO): membrane; endoplasmic reticulum
Molecular function (GO): calcium ion binding; mannosyl-oligosaccharide 1,2-alpha-mannosidase activity
Source: RefSeq, a predicted model, not a curated record
GACGUCAUAGCGUGAAAUCCAAUCACAGGCGCGGUUCUUGGGACUGACUGGUUUGUUGACAGGAAUCGUGUCAUUCGAUGCAAGGCACUUCCAGCAAGCUGAUGUAUUUCAGAUAAACCCCAAGACAUCAGAUUAGUUUACUUCGUGCAGGCGUACACACUCAAAGUAUGCGUUUUAAUAGCGAGCUAGAGCAAAGAUGCAAUGGCGGUCGUUGGUAGUCGGUGUGGUCGUCGUGAGACUGUCUGUCAGCUUGUGGCUCGCCUUUGGACUUGGAGCGUACGUUAGCUUGGGCACCAGCCAUUCCGACGGAGCCGGCACGGAGGAGCCCUCGACCGGGGAGAAGAAAUGCGGCGACUCGUGGUCCAAGCAGAUAAGCGGUAACAAACAUGAGGAGACCACCGGGACUUGCGCCAAGUUGGCGGAGGAGUCUCCGAAGAGGUCCUACCUGAGCUUCUUCGACGGCAAUAAGGACGAUUACGUCCGCAGAUACAGCUCCUUCCCGGGCACGCUGAGAGCCACCAUGAAGGAGAAGGCCAGAGAAAUGUUCUACUUUGGUUAUGACAACUACAUGAAGUAUGCGUUCCCCAAAGACGAGCUCAACCCAAUUGACUGCGAGGGCAGGGGCCCUGACGUACACAAUCCUUCCAACAUCAACAUCAAUGACGUCCUGGGAAACUACUCGCUAACACUUAUUGACGCUUUAGACACCCUACUGGUGCUUGGAAAUGUCACGGAGUUCCGGCGGGCCGUCGAGCUGGUUAUCGACACUGUGUCAUUUGACAAGGAUUCAACGGUGCAAGUGUUUGAGGCCAACAUCAGGAUAUUAGGCAGCCUCAUCUCAGCUCACAUUCUGCUCACGGACUCCAAGCAUCCAUUCGGAAGGGUGAGCUUCGAGGGCUACGACAACCAGCUGCUGCAUUUGGCGCACGACCUGGCCGUGCGCUUGCUGCCUGCCUUUGAGAACACCAGCACAGGCAUCCCGCACCCCAGGGUGAAUCUGAAAAGGGGAGUCCCGUACGGCAGUAUUAACGAGACGUGUACCGCAGGAGCUGGAUCUCUGCUGGUGGAGUUUGGAAUCCUGAGCCGCUUGACCGGAGAUUCCACGUUUGAGUCUGUGGCUCGACGAGCGGUCAGAGCCCUCUGGAAGCUGCGGAACAGUGAAACUGGUCUUCUAGGCAAUAUCGUCAACAUCCAAACGGGUCACUGGGUGGGCAAACAGAGCGGUCUGGGCGCCGGCAUGGACUCCUUCUACGAGUAUCUGCUCAAGUCAUACAUCCUGUUUGGCGAGAAGGAGGACUACGCCAUGUUCCAAGCCGCUUACGCUAGCAUCCAGAACCACUUGAGGCGAGGGCGAGAAUCGUGCAACGAAGGAGAAGGCGACCCUCCCAUCUACGUCAAUGUGAACAUGAUGAGCGGCGAGAUCAUGAACACGUGGAUAGAUUCCCUGCAGGCCUUUUUCCCCGGACUGCAGGUGCUAAAUGGUGAUGUAGAAAACGCCAUUUGCCUCCACGCCUUCUACUAUGCCAUCUGGAAACGCUUUGGGGCGUUACCAGAGAGGUACAACUGGCAGCGGCAGGCUCCCGAUGUUCUCUUUUACCCGCUCAGACCUGAGUUGGUGGAGUCCACCUAUCUGCUCUACCAGGCGACCAAAAAUCCUUUUUACUUGCAUGUUGGAAUGGACAUUCUCCAGAGCCUUGAAACAAAUACCAAAGUCAGAUGCGGCUAUGCCACCCUCCAUCACGUUGUACACAAAUCCAAAGAAGAUCGCAUGGAGAGUUUCUUCCUCAGCGAGACCUGCAAAUACCUUUAUCUGCUAUUUGACGAGGACAACCCGCUUCACAAAUCGGGCAAUAAGUACAUCUUCACCACCGAGGGUCACGUGAUGCCCGUCGACAAGCGCUUUCGGGAGAAAAGGUGGAACGGCAAGUGUGCGCGUGAAGACGACACGGCGUUGCAGACGACGAUAACUGAGCAGCCCUCCCGGAACAGCAGCAAUUGCAUCCGGAUCCCCGACGCACGUCGAUACACGCUUCCUCUGAAGAGCGUCUACAUGAGGCAGAUUGAUCAAAUGGUAGGGCUGCUCUGAGUCUGCUCGGAGGCACUAUGACUACCACGUGAACAGCGAGGUUUCCGCUGGACCGUGACUUCGAUUUUUUUUCCGUAGGUGAGAACUGUCAGCCAAUUUGGAGUGGUUGCGUUUAUUGGGAUAUUAAAAAAAGCACCUCUUCUAACACAUUAUGAAGCAUUCAGUGACUGUUCGUACAUUACCACAAGGGCUUUACCCCGCCUUCUUAAAUCGUGCCUGCUUAUUUUGUUGACGAUAUUUUGUUGCUUUUUCAUUACUCUGGUGUAAUAAUGUAUAGAUAUCUACAUUUUGACCACUGUUUUAAGUGCCUACAGUCAUUUUUGUGUUAUUCUGUACAAGGACCCCUGCAAUGUGCAGAUGUUUACAACUACUAAUUCAAGUCAUAGGUUUUUAUGUGAACAUUUUCUUGCUUUUUUUCCCUAAUUUAUCAGGAGUAUUGUAAUUGUUUCAUACCUGCUACAAUUGUCUCAGGGUAAGUAUAAACAAAAAUGAACAAUCUCAUCAAAUAAUGUCUUAGUUAUUGCUUCUAAGGCCAUAAGGUAUUCUUAUUUUUUUUAAGUGGCACAUUUUUGUGUCCAUUUGCUGAUUAAACUUGCUGCACAGAAAUCGGA